AUGACCUCUACCCCAUUUGUAUGGGCUCUGCGUUUGGAAGAUCCUCCGAGCAAAUUUUCCCCUCCAACUUUUAUAAUAUACGAUGGAAAGACGAAUCCCAUUGCUCAUGUAUUGGCUUACUCCCAUAAGAUGGCUUUGUGGGCAGGCCGAGAUGGACUUAUGUGUAAAACGUUCAUUACGAACAGUAGAGAUUCGACAACUUUAGAUACCUUGUUUGCCUUACACUUGAGGAAGAGAGAAUCUCUCAAAGCUUAUGCAUCCAGGUAUUCAGGUACUUAUCCAAAUUUUAAAGAUUGCGAUGGGAAGAUUGUAGUGACUACCUUCCGAUUGGGUCUGCCACGAGAUCAUAAAUUUCGGGAGACUUUGACUAUGGCACCACCAAGGAAUAUGACUGCAUUGCAAGAUAGUAUAAAGCUGUAUGUCAAGCUUGAGGAAGAUAAGUAG
This is a messenger RNA of Tripterygium wilfordii, 444 nucleotides long. RefSeq lists its product as uncharacterized. NCBI's taxonomy places the organism in Eukaryota, Viridiplantae, Streptophyta, Magnoliopsida, Celastrales, Celastraceae. The transcript is spliced from 2 exons. The record is from RefSeq and is a predicted model, not a curated record. The coding region runs from base 1 to 444 and encodes 147 amino acids.